This is a messenger RNA of Mustela erminea (ermine), 3426 nucleotides long. It is a transcript of the gene PEX11G, whose product is annotated as peroxisomal biogenesis factor 11 gamma. NCBI's taxonomy places the organism in Eukaryota, Metazoa, Chordata, Mammalia, Carnivora, Mustelidae. Gene Ontology annotation, cellular component: peroxisomal membrane. Gene Ontology annotation, biological process: peroxisome fission. Bases 633 to 1148 code for a protein of 171 amino acids. The transcript has 7 exons. The record is from RefSeq and is a predicted model, not a curated record.
CCUCCCUUUCUUCCUUCAACUGUCAUUGUAACAUUAGCUAAUACCUCUCCAGGGCUUAUUUAACUGAGUGGGUUUCUUCUCACUAAAUUCGAGCAAAUUGUCAUUUUGUCCACCGGGUUGAGGUCCUGUCACUGGCUCUCCUGUCUGGAGCCCAGCUGAGGGCUUUGGCCCAGCCAGGUUGUUGCAAAGACACAUUUCAGCCUUGUCCUUCUGCCCUCUGGGAAAAGAAGGACCAGGAGGUGGAUCCUGGAUGCCGUCAGGACACAAAGGGACGAGAGCCACAUAGUUACCCUCUUCGGAGCAAUUCGUUACCAGAAUCUCGCCUCUUCUAGAACGAGUGUAGGAGUUUCCUUAACAUUCUCAGAAUGUCUUUCACGAAUUAACAAAAGCUGUACCUGCUCCCUGUAGACAAGCAGACAACGCAGAAAGGGGGAAGCGCAGAAAUUAAAAGGAAAAAUCCCUUCCUGAACCAGAGCAAACAGAUCCGAACGCUGGGGUACUGCUGCCAGCUGGUUGGCGGGGUCCUGGUGGAGCGAUGUCCAGCCAGGUCGGAAGUGGGGACGCGUCUGCUGACCCUGUCCUCCCAGCUCAGCCACUGUAGGACCGUCCUGCGACUCUUUGACGAUGUGGCCAUGUUUAUCUACACGAAGCAGUACGGCCUGGGGGCAGAGGAGGAGGACAUCUUUGUCCGCUGCGUGUCGGUCCUCGGCAACCUGGCCGACCAGCUCUACUACCCCUGUGAGCACAUCGCCUGGGCUGCUGAUGCCAAGAUCCUUCGCGUGGACUCUGCCCGGUGGUGGACACUGAGCACAGCCUUCUGGGGCCUCUCCCUGCUCCUGGGCAUUGCCAGGUCCUUGAGGAUGGUCCUGACGCUGAGAUGGAAGCUGAGGGGCCCCGCGGUGGCCUUCACCAGCCGGCUGCCGCGGAGCAAGAGGAGGGCCAUGGAGGCCCAGGUCCAGUCGGAGGUGCUGACCCUCCUGAGCAACGCGGCCGAUCUGGCCAAUGCUGUGCACUGGCUGCCUCCCGGCGUCCUGUGGGCUGGCCGCUUCCCCCCGUGGCUCGUGGGGCUCCUUGGGACCAUCUCCUCCCUCCUCAGCAUGUACCAGGCUGUCCUGGCCAGUGGCCAGGGCGAGGCCACCACCCCCUGAUGUGGCCUGGGAGGCGUGGCUGCAGCCAGAACGCCACCGGAGCCCCUUCCACAAAGCAGAAAUCACUUGGUGGGGGAGCUGGGUCUAACUGAGUGAGUCAAUGCCAGGUGUAGGGAGUGUCCCCCAGAGGACACACAGGGCCACCUCGGGCGCACGCCCAUUCUGGGGCAGGAUGGGGGCAGGGGUGAGGUCUCCCAGGGUCCAAGAGCCAGGGCCUUUCUAACCAGGCUGGGGCUCCAUGUGGGAGGCUUUUCUCAGGGCCAGAGGAGGGUCCCCAAGCCUCACAUGUAGAAAAGGGUGCCGGGGGCCUCACAGCGCCUCGCGCGGCCCAAGUCCUGCAUCAUUCCAAUAAAGGCGAGCUGGGGAGCAGGGAUGGCGGACGCCACGCGGGCCUUGGGAAGGUCGAGAUGAUGAUUGAUUAAAUAGCGUGUUGGUGCCAGGCCAAGCAUGAGAGUUGAUUUCUAAAUCACUGCAAGCCCUCUCGCUCACACACCCUGUUCCUCUGGGGCAGCGACAGCCUUGUGCAUUGUGGAGGGAGGCGGGGGUGGGGUGAUGCCUGGAAACCACACCUCCCCGGCCCGCCUUCUGGAACAUGCUUGGCCCAGUGGGUCCUCUCUGACUCUGCGAGCACAGCCCGCUGCCCCUGAGCAGCCUUUGGCCAAGGCGAGCAGCUCUCCUGUCUGGGGCACAGGGGCCACAGAGGCCACCCUUCACCAGGCCAUGCCUGUGUCUUGUCCCCUGUGCAGCUCCAGGGUACUUGCUGCGGCCAGAGCAUCUCGCACCCAGCCACAGCUCGGGCCCAGCGCCCCUCUGAGUGCUUUAUGGACUCGUCUGCGGCCAGGCCUCGCCGGCUCCCGUCUCCCACCUCCCGGCGUGGGUUGGGAUGUCUCUCGCAGACACGAGAGGCCUCGUGUGUGUGGCCUCAGGCAGGCGCCUGCAGAUGGUGGCCAGCCCGCCCCUGCCCCUCUUGAUGUGUCCGCGGACCCUCCACCUCGGAGCCCAGCCGGAAGCCGAGGGGAUCAGGCUCUCCCUUACUUCCCGCGGCCAACGAGAAUUGGCUUGCGGCCCCCGAGACUUCACAGGACACCUGCCCGAUGUCUCGUCCUACAAGGAAGCUACGUGGUGGGAAGACGAGCACCCACUUCCCUGCCUGUAAGGCACUUGGAGCGCUGUUUGGGGGGCACCACACAUAGCCAGCUUGUCUGGCUCAACAGGCUGGUGUCCCCAUGGGCCUGGGUAGAGCCAGAUGCCGGGCAGCUGGGAAGCACCCUCUGUAGUGUGGCCAAACCCCCCGCCUACUGCCCUUCCUUGCCUGGCAGCUUCAGCCUCUUGCGGGGGGGCAAGGCCAGCCAGUUCCUGGGAGCGGGACCUACAGGCGUUCUCCCAGGCCCCAGGCAGCACUUGCUGUCACCAACUCAGCUCCUUUGGGCACAGAGAGGCAGAUGGGCCUUAGGGAUGGCCCUGCUCGGGGUGACAGCUCCUUGUCUAGGAAGCUACCAUUCCAAGAGCACCGGGACCCUGCCUGAGCAGCGAGGACCUGGUCACAUCCCCACCCCUCCCUCAGCCUUGUCUGGAGGGCUGCUCCUGGGGGGCCCCACGCGUCCCCACUGCCUCCGCCUCUCGAUGCCUGGAUGCAGUCAUCGUCUGGAGCUUCCUGGGUGCAGCGUGUGGGGCCCUGGGCAUGGGGUCCAGGCCUCCCCAAGGUCAUCCUGCAGCAGAAGGUAAGGGGCGCCCCUUCCAGCACUGACCUUUGGGCCGAGGCUCCUACGACAAAACCCCGAGCCCCCUUCAACAAAACCUCGAACACUCCCGUCGGCUCAUCUUCGACACCUUUAUUGCUGGAAUCAGGUCUUCAGUUCUAGGGCGGGUCUCUAAGACCCCGCGGUGAGGAAAUGCUGCAAUCAUCGUAAAAGUAAUUGUCGGGUGGACUAAGAUUAUGGUCACAACGAACAAGGACGUGCACGGGUUCCACGGAAAUAAAGAGCAUCUGCUCAACCACCAACCGUACAAGUAAAAUUGGGCUCUCCCCAGGAGGGACCUCGCCGGGAUGAGAGACAGACCACCAUCGACACUGACCGUGGCGGGACACCCUGGUUCCUGCCACAUGGCUGAGCGGAGAGUCCUUGGACUUGUCACCGGCUGAGGAAUCGUGGUGUCUUGGAGGGUCAGACCAGAGCAGGCGGCCAGGGGCACGUGGCGGUGAAAUCACCCAGCAUGAGGGCCCGGGAAUGUUCUCUUCACAAGGAGGCAGAAACUUAAAGUCGACCUUGCUAAAGUG